Dovyalis caffra is the source of this 864-nucleotide messenger RNA. The record is from the annotation of a GenBank genome assembly. NCBI's taxonomy places the organism in Eukaryota, Viridiplantae, Streptophyta, Magnoliopsida, Malpighiales, Salicaceae.
AUGACGAGCGCAUCGGAGUUAUUUUAUCAAAGGAGGUCGCGAGUGAGCCGAGCCAAUACCGAUCUAGGGCCCGAGCCUUCUACUUCUGACCGUAGUUUUUGUCAAAAUUACAAUCGCCGCCAUCCCCAUAAUCAUAAUCAUCGUCAUGAUUUGGACGGCUGUGAUCCACUUCGUAGGUCUCCCCAUGUGCGGCACCCGGGCCAUCGGUUAUCCUCUCUCCCUGCCGAACGAGCUUCAGCUCGACCUGAUCAAGGUACCAGCCAGUUUGUUCCAAGCAACAAUCACAGCACUGAAACUUUAAGCAGCACAAGACGCCCUAGAGUGAAUGGAAAUGAGAGACUUCCUGGAGCUGUGCUACUUGCAAGGGCAAGGCUUCUCGAAAGGUUAAGAGGAGUAACCCUUUCUGGAAACAGGCAAAGGGGCCGAGCUUCUUUUGCCAUCCAUGACAGGGAGUAUACGCUCAGCGAUGAAUUGAGGGUUGUUGAUGCAGGGGACUGGGGAACUGAUAUUUCUACAGGGAUUUUUGCUGGAGGUUCUCCUUUCAAUGACUCAACCUUUCAAACAGAAAGACUUCACACUGUGCAGGAAUCACACAAGAAGAAACCACCUGGUCUAACUCAAGAUGCCCUUUACUGUUUGCAAUCAGAGGUAUUUAGCAACUUAGAGAAGGGUAUCGAAGGAGGUGUAUCUCAAGUUUCAUGGGAUUGUAGUAUAUGUCUCGAGAGUUUUACAGAAGGAGAUGAGCUUAUUCGCUUGCCAUGUGAGCAUAGAUUCCACUCUGCUUGCUUGGAUCCUUGGGUCCGAACUUGUGGAGACUGCCCAUAUUGUCGAAGAGAUAUAGUUGUAAGUAAUGACUCAGAAUAA